Amoebophrya sp. A25 is the source of this 3860-nucleotide messenger RNA. The record is from the annotation of a GenBank genome assembly. NCBI's taxonomy places the organism in Eukaryota, Dinophyceae, Syndiniales, Amoebophryaceae.
CAAGUACUAAAGCAAGGUUGCAGGAAGCCAGUGAUGAUCCAGACUCUGGUGCGUUGGUGUUGAAGAAAGUGUCGAAAAAUAAUGACUCCAUAUCUGACGACCACGCGGAGCAGGAUUGCGCGGCGCAUGAGAAUCGUCGAAACUGUAUUGUCUUAUGUCACGAGCAGCCUGUUUUUGCCGGUGUUGUUCUUCAAUGAUGGGGCUACAGAUGACGAGUCUUCGAGAUGGAAUGGUCCUCGUCGUACGAGCGCGCUGAUUAGUGCGAAGAAAUUGCGGCAUCGACAUGGUCUGUGGACGCGCAAGAGGUCGGCAGAUGAAACGUUCUCAAGGACGACGACUUCGACUUCUAACACCGGUGGCACAAAUAUUCUGGCAGAUGAAGCUAGGCGAAAAGAACAGCAUGAUGAUCGUUUUGAGGUUCCGCGUAGGCUGCCAUCCGAGUCCCCGUCCACAUCUGAAACUGCAGCACUCCUUGGAUAUGCGGAACUCUCUGCAUCAUCAACAGCACCUACUCCCGCCCAAGGAGGAGCCAUAGAAACUCCUGCUUCACCACUGCCAAGUAUCAACGCCAAGAAGACUGCCAGUAUUAAGGCUUCCCCUAAUCCAUCUUCAAAAGCAUCUUGAGGCCGCUCCAUACGGGAAAAACGGUUUCAAGAUGGGUCUCGAGACGGAUUAGGGCGAUCUCUAACAGUAGCACGACACUCAAGUCUUUUGUUCCGGAGUCGCAAAGAGUGAAAGAUGCGAAGAAAAAAAAGGUUGCCGCGAGCGCAGAAGACCUGUACCACCACGGGGAUGGACAGACAGAGACACCAGAACAUCAUGAUGGAAGUGCUGCUGCAGCAAAUGGUGGUUUCGCAAAUUCCCCAAGAACACCCGACCAGGGUGGGAUAGCAACUGCAAGCGGACACCUACCACCGCUUUCCGCAACCUCAGCAGCAACAUCCUGGGCGGGAAGAGCAGCUGCCAAGAAAGAAAUGCUGUACUACCAGGACACUCAUUCGCGUCAAGGAAAUCUUCAGGAGGACGGUCGAACAAAAGCGAAGGCCCUUUUCCGCAUGGAACCGCGACAGCCGAGCACCGCCGGUGGCUAUCCUGUCGCAUCCUCGGACCACCAACAAACUACAACUCUACCUACUACGACACACUCAACAGCGCAGCCUGGUGAAAGUAGUUCAGUAAGUCUCGCACCUUCUGCAACAGGCAAAAAUAAAGAAGAAGAGGACGAGGAGGAGGACGAUUUGCCAUUGGCUCCUUUUGAGCAUUUUGUAGCUCUGCUUGCUGGCAUGCUAGGUGUAAUAUAUGUCUCAGCGUGGACUCUGGUUUUCUGGCCGCAGAUUUACACGAACUACAAGCGCAAAAACGCCGCAGCCCUGUCUCUUGGUUACCUCCUCUACAACGUGUUGGGAUUCCUGUGUUACUCAUUAUGGCGACAAAAUAUAGAUGGUUCCGAUUUGUGUGAUUUGCUAUGAGCUUGCGUUUACUUAAAUGAAUGAUACGUACGAUUCUCUUUCGGGCAUGCACACGGAGGUGGUUUACCCGAAAUUCUAGUUAAAAAAGUCUCCAUGUUGAGGCACACGGAGGUGGUUUACCCGAAAUCCUAGUUAAAAAAGUCUCCAUGUUGAUCCAUCAAUGUUGAUCUCUCUUUCUUCAUUGUUCGCAUACACUGUGGCAACGCGCGUAAUCCAGGAUGCCUAUGAUUUGCCGGAGGCUGUGACGGUGCACGAUGCUCUGUUCAGUUUGCAUGGGCUUGGUUGUUGCAUUAUCCUUCUGGGGCAGGUCGUCUUUUACAACAAUCAUAGUUCGCUCAGGGCUUCCUACGAAAAACGUCGACGCGCCGAGCAAUAUCUGCGAGAGGAAAGACUAGCCCUUUCGCCCGCAAAAAGUGAAACCGGCGGGCUUGUGCGAGCACAAUACGAAGAGCAAGAUCUGUCGGGAAGUUCUUCGGCUGAAAGCAGCUCAUCUUCCGCAGAAUCCGGAGACGAAUCGCUCCGCCAUCAACCAGGCGCCCACGGUCCCCCCGUCGCAAUCGAAAUGAUCAAUGUUGUGGGUAGGAGUAGUGCUGAUAGAAGUAUAUCGGAAGCGCCGCCGCCGCAGAGUAGACAGUCGUCGCCUGGUUCUCGCUCGCCUGCAGCUAGGGGCGACAAGAUGCUAGCAUCCAUGGGCACACCUAAAAGCAAUGGCCACGGUCGUCACGUGGCUGUCGCUGGAAGCACACGACAAUUGUCUCCACAUAUCAAUAUGGGACAGGGCAGUCCUACCAGUAGUACUUCUUCAUCCAGCGCGACAGGAGGUGCACGUCAUCACCACGAAAAAUCGCACUCAUCCGUAUCGGAGACCGAUUCUACGACCACCCUCGACGAGAUGAAUGCUUCUGAGACAAGGAAAGAUGCUGAUGCUAGUAGUUAUAACACGAGUCCAACAUCAUUGGGUCAUGUAAGAAAACCAAAAAGGGACGUCGUCAUCAACGGCUUAAUGCGGCAAGACGUUUAUUUACUGUUGGUGCUUGGUUUCAUCGUUUUCGUUGGUUUAUUUCUUAGCCUGACGAAGAGAAUUCCAUGGUUUGACGCAUCGAAAACAACCGGGGUCGACCAAAGUCCUUCCUCGUUAUCUGCGACGACUGGUUUAAGCGGAUCUACUUCAGGAGCGGUGGCGACACCGUCCCACCACGCUUUCUCUUUUUUGACGUUGUUGGGUUUCGUCAAGGUAGUGAUCACCGCAGUCAAGUACCCGUCCCAAAUCCUGUUGAACCACGAGCGCAGGUCUACAGCGGGUCUUGCGAGGACCACGUACCUCUUAGAUCUCACUGGUGGUUGUUGCAGUCUCUCACAGAACCUUCUGCUGGCCUUUCUAGAAGGCGAUUCUGAAAUUUUAACUGGAAACCUUCCGAAAAUUCUCAUUGGCGCGCUCUGUUGCAUCUACGACGGCAUCAUACUCAGCCAGUUUCGGUGGUACGAGAAGAAAUGUUGCGAGGACCAUAGCUCUACGUAUAUGGGGAAAAACGGUGGCGCUGAAAGCAGCUCCUCAAAUCUAAAGAUUAUGGCUUUUAUCUGCUAGAUGACUAAUACUACGAACAAUUGUUGUUCCGUGUUGAUGUUGCAGGAUCACAACAAGACGACCAGGACAAGAACAAGAACUAGAGGUAGAAUGAUUAAGAAAUCACCCAGAAGAUCAACACACUGGGACGAGACAACAUGAGCACUGUUGUUAAACAUCUCCUUUCGCUAAGUAGCAAAACAUAUCACCUGGGGGCUACAUGCAGUCCAAACCGCCUCCCCUUUCCUGUUUUAGCGAUGUUAGGGCAGACGAGCAGUCGGCGCGGCAGCUGACGUCCACCCCUGACGAAUACCGUCUGGCGCUUCAUAAUUCCGGUGCAGCUCUCGCGAGUUCCUCAGCAAAUAUCACCAUAAUUCAGGAUGAAGAACAUGUGGCGCUUGUUUCACAUAUGGAAGAACAUACACUAGCACAUGAGACAAACCAUAUCAUGAAUGAACAUUAAUAUCUGAAGACCAUGCUUUAUCAUGAUUAAGUAUGUCUUUUGGAGAUACCCAUGCUGAUGCUGAUACUCUCGAGUAAAACUGAAACUAAAAGCACUACAUACACUAUCUUCUUUUUAUGGCCUUAAUGCGCUCAACAUAACUACGCUAGGCAUACUUGCGACUUGCAGAUUGAUUUGCGUGUACUCAUUUGAAGUGAGUUGGGGUUGCCGUAUCGUUGUGUUCCGGUUCUGUCAACAUCGCUUUUUAUCGGUCCUCACUCCUCUCUUUGUUUUGGGCACUUGCUCAUGACAAUGAUCAUUACUAUUUCUUCUACUUCUUAAGUAAUCACAAAGUCGACGCUGAAGAUAAGCAUGAUUCCACCAC